CACACACACACCCCGGGGUACUGAUGGCCUUUAAGUAGCUGAAUUUCACCUUUGGAACAACUUUUCUCCCCCAGUUUAUCAUCAGUUGUCUUCUCUCCAGCCAUUCUGCCUAACAGAAAUCUGUAACUCACAUUUACUCCUUAAGAAAACUCCUGAAAUUAUUAUUAUUUUUAAUUUAAAUGUAUAAAAUGUUUGCCCCAGUGAAGGCUCCAUGGUGGGCCAGGAGAGCCGGACAUGGAGUCGGUUCUAUGCUUCAGCUCCAACGACAGAGUGGUGCAUUAUGUCAGGAGGCAGUAAUGAAGAACCUGCGAGUCCAGAUGCCCUCAUGUAAUUUUUCACCUGAGACGUACCAGGGUAUGAGUAAGGAGCGGAUGCUGGAGAUCAGGAAGCUGAACUGUAAUGCCAUGACGAUGAAGGUGACGUACUACAAGAAGCCACUUUUUAUCCAUCAGGGUUUCAUGCAGUGGCUGUGGGAUGUGGAUGGGUCACGUUAUCUCGACAUGUUUGCGGGGGUCGCCACUGUCAGCCUGGGACACUGCCAUCCGAAGGUGACAAAAGCUGCACAGGAGCAACUGCAGCGUCUUUGCCACACGUCAGCCAUUUAUGUUUAUCCUGAGAUCCAGGAAUAUGCAGAGAAACUUGUGUCACAUCUGCCUGAACCUCUGAAAGUUGUGUAUAUGACUAACAGUGGCUCUGAAGCGAAUGAUCUGGCUCUGCUGAUGGCGAGAUUACACACAGGAAACUUUGAUGCCAUCACUUUGAGAAAUUCCUAUCAUGGUGGAAGUCCACAAGCGAUGGGUCUGACCUCAAACACAGUGUAUAAAUACGCAGUGGCGUCCGGCCUGGGCUGCUAUAAUACCAUGUGUCCUGAUGUGUUCAGGGGGCCUUGGGGUGGGAAUCACUGCAGAGAUUCACCUGUUCAGACAGUCAGAGAUUGCAACUGCUCUCAUGAUCAGUGCCAAGCCAAUGGCAGGUACAUCGAGCAGCUGAAGGACGUUCUUGCUACGAGCGUACAUAAUCGUAUUGCCGCGUUCUUCGCAGAACCCAUUCAGGGAUUAGGAGGAACUAUCCAGUACCCCAAGAACUUCCUGAAAGAAGCCUACAAGCUAGUGAGAGAAAAAGGUGGAAUAUGCAUAGCUGAUGAGGUUCAGACCGGUUUCGGACGCACGGGAAGUCACUUCUGGGCUUUUCAGGCCCAUGACGUUGUUCCAGACAUCGUGACGAUGGCUAAAGGAAUCGCUAACGGAUUUCCCAUGGCGGCUGUGGUCACAAGCGAGGAAAUUGCUCGUACCUUUGCUAAAGGACUUCACUUCAACACUUUCGGUGGAAACCCCCUCGCCUGCAGCAUCGCCUCGACUGUGCUGGAUACAAUUAAAGAGGAACGGCUCCAGGAGAACAGUGCCAUAGUGGGAACACAUCUGCUGAAUGAACUCGCCAAGCUGCGAGAUAAGUAUGAGAUCGUCGGGGACGUCCGCGGAAAAGGACUGCAUGUCGGUGUGGAGAUGGUUAAAGACAAAGAGAGUCGAGAUCCUCUUCCCUCCGAUGCCAUGAUUGAGAUUCUGGAGGACACUAAGGACAUGGGCGUGCUGAUCGGCAGAGGAGGGAUAUACGGACAGACAUUCCGGAUCCAGCCGCCGAUGUGCAUCACUAAAGACGAUGCCGAUUUCUUCCUCGCCGUGUUCGAUCAGGCACUGCACAACUACACGGAGAGGAGAUGAGCAGCACCAGACCGGUUCUGUUCCAAAUCAGUCCAUUGCCUUUCUUUCCUCCUUAAAACUGACAGAUCUUCACUUAACGCAUUAGUUCUGUUCCAAAUCAACCCCUAUCCAUUUUCCCCUUCACUUACAUGCGGCUGUUCAGCACUCAGUCGGGCUGUGUUUCAAAUCAAACGGGACAGCACUGACUUUAGACUGGUACUGUUCCAAUCCAAUCCCCUAAUCAACUGUUCUACUAAGGACAAUAGUUCAACACUGAACUAGGGAUCUACGCCAAAUCAACCUCAUAUCCACUUCUCCACUUCCCCUACAGAGGACCGAUCACCACGGGGUCUUGCAGCUCAGCCUGGAUCCGUUCCAAAUCAACCCUGAACUAACACUUUCUCAAAGAGUGGACACUGCAGCACUAGAACAUUCUAGGGCUCUUUCUUGGGCUCGUUUAAGUCCACCCCUAACCACUUUCCCUAACCGCUUACAGCACUGCAUCUUUCAACUCAGUGUGGCCUCGUCCCAAUUCACCGUGUCAUACGGAUGGUAACAGACUGCAGUUGAUUCAUAAGAGGGAGUGUUUAUCGUCGAUUAACGCAGCUCUCGUAGUUUAGUGACUCAUUUCGGUGCUGCCGUGUUCACAAAACUAAACACCGAACCUCAGUGCCUUUAGCAGUAUUUAACACCGGGAUCAAUGAAAUAAUGAAAUAAAAGUACGGAAAAAAAAAACAGAUUUGUAAAAUUAAAUCAGAUGUUUUUAGAAUGAACAUCGUCUAAAUAAACACGUCAUCUUUUAUUAAAGGA
This is a messenger RNA of Ictalurus punctatus (channel catfish), 2507 nucleotides long. It is a transcript of the gene agxt2, whose product is annotated as alanine--glyoxylate aminotransferase 2. Gene Ontology annotation, molecular function: L-alanine:glyoxylate transaminase activity; pyridoxal phosphate binding. Gene Ontology annotation, biological process: glyoxylate catabolic process. Lineage: Eukaryota; Metazoa; Chordata; Actinopteri; Siluriformes; Ictaluridae. Gene Ontology annotation, cellular component: mitochondrion. Bases 180 to 1718 code for a protein of 512 amino acids. The record is from RefSeq and is a predicted model, not a curated record. The transcript has 14 exons.